Molecule: messenger RNA, 1578 nt
Organism: Heteronotia binoei (common prickly gecko)
Lineage: Eukaryota; Metazoa; Chordata; Lepidosauria; Squamata; Gekkonidae
Product: cytochrome P450 2J5-like
Exons: 9
Coding region: 80-1561 (493 amino acids)
Biological process (GO): xenobiotic metabolic process; arachidonate metabolic process
Cellular component (GO): cytoplasm; intracellular membrane-bounded organelle
Molecular function (GO): iron ion binding; heme binding; oxidoreductase activity, acting on paired donors, with incorporation or reduction of molecular oxygen, reduced flavin or flavoprotein as one donor, and incorporation of one atom of oxygen
Source: RefSeq, a predicted model, not a curated record
AGAAAAAAACAGCAAGGGAGGGAGCAGUUCACCCAUCUAGCUGACAGAUACAAAGAGAAAGAGAAAAGAGGCAAGGGCAAUGCUGAGGUUAUGGACCCUGUUGGUUGCUGUGUUGAUGUUUCUCCUGAUCCUCCACUUCCUGAAACUGUCGCAAUCGUGCAAGGCCUACCCUCCUGGGCCUCUUCGGCUUCCUUUCAUUGGAAACGUUUGGAAAAUAGGAUCAACGUUUUCUCAAGAUAUGUUGAUUAAGCUUGCAAAACAAUACGGAAACAUUUACAGUCUGUGGCUCGGAUCUAUGCCUGUGGUUGUAGUGUCUGGAUUUGAAGGAGUGAAAGAGGUGUUGAUCAAACAUUCAGAAGACUUUGUCGACCGCCCAGUUUCCCCUGUCAUUACCCUUUUGGUAAAAAAUAAGGGUAUUAUACUGUCAAACGGCCACAACUGGAAGCAACAGAGGAAGUUCGGGCUGGUCACCAUGCGGAAACUGGGACUGGGGAAGAAAGGCGUGGAGCACCAAAUACAAGAGGAGGCCCAUGAGCUUGUUGAAAUUUUGGCACGUGCAAAAGGGCAGCCGCUCGACCCUUCCUUGCACAUCAAAAACUCAGUCUCCAACGUGGUCUCUGCUUUGGCUUUUGGGCACCGUUUCUCUGUCGACGAUAAAGAAUUCAUCAUGCUGAUUGACAUCAUUGACAAGUUAAUAAACUAUCCGGGCACCUUCUUUAAUUAUUUGGCUGAAAUCUUCCCUCAGGUCAUGCAAUAUCUCCCGGGGCCUCACAAGAAGAUGUUAGCAAAUGCAGAGAUUGCACGGUCAUUUGCAAGGAAGGAGAUAGAAAAACAUAAGGAGUAUCAGGCCAUGCAUGACCCUCAAGAUUUCAUUGAUUUCUAUCUGCUUCAGAUGGAGAAAAGUAAGAAUGACCUCAGCUCUACAUACAAUGAAGAAAACCUGGCUCAGGAUAUUUUUGACUUUUUCAUUGCAGGAACAGAAACUAGCGCCACUGCCUUACAGUGGGCAUUGCUCCUCAUGGCAAAUCAUCCAGACAUUCAACAGAAAGUUCAAAAGGAGAUGGACGAUGUCUUCGGUUCCUCUCAUUUACUCAGCUAUCAGGAUCGAAAAAGAUUGCCUUAUACCAGCGCUGUGAUUCACGAGACCUUGCGUGCCCACUAUGUCUUGUUAGCUGGGAUCCACCGACAAAGUGUGAAGGAUGUGAACAUAUUUGGCUUACUUAUCCCUAAGGGGACGGCUGUCGUUCCAGAUCUCCGCUCUGUUCUUCUUGACCCUAAGCAAUGGGAGACACCUCAGAAAUUCAACCCAAAUCAUUUUUUGGACAAGGAUGGGAAUUUUGUGGAAAGAGAAGCGUUUCUUCCAUUCGGUGCAGGAGCCCGUGUGUGCCUGGGAAAAGAGCUGGCAAAUAUCGAGCUCUUCAUCUUCUUUACCAGCCUGCUGAGGGCGUUGACUUUUCAGCUGCAAGAAGGAGUGAAAGAACUCAGCAAGGAACCUAUUGUAGCGACAUCAGUUCGCCCCCGUCCAUAUAAACUAUGCGCCAUUCCCCGCUGCCAUGCAUAAUAAACUGUACACUGCAA